UUCGGUGCUGACGCCCAGUCCGAUUCGGUUGACUUUAAUUUGUGCACAUGUGCUGGGAAACAGUUGUUUGUUUUCUGUUGUGAUGGCGGCUGCACGUGGUUCUCGUUAUGAUGGAAUUUUUGGCAAUCAAAGAGUGCUUCGGCCAGGGGAAAAUGACGAAAAAUUGGAGCAAAUACUAAAAAUCAUUGGAAAUGAUGACUCUGACAUUGAAACGUCUGAUGAUGAAAAAGAAAUUCAAACUAUGGAUAAUUUAAUGGGGAGAGAAGAAAAAAUAAUUAAUGAAGAACUAGUAAGCAGCAGUGAGGAGGAAGAAGAAGAAGAUAGAAUUCCUCUUAGUGUCCUGAGAGAAAACUUAAAAAUGGCCAAGCAAUCUGUGGAUUCUUUAAAGCGAAAGUCUUGGAGAAGAGAUGAUACUUUUGCACCUCCAAAUUUUGAAGGCCCCUCUAGUGAAUGCAGCGCAGAGCACCGGUAUGAUUGGACUACAAAAUGGUAUUUAGCUAUGUAGUUUGAAGAUGAGUUAUUCCAAAAAGUGUGUGAUUGCACAAAUGCAAGGUACGUUGAACUUAAAGGAGUAUCUCUUAAUUAUAGAUUUUUUGCUAUAACAAGUAACCUUAAAAUU
Messenger RNA from Anthonomus grandis grandis, 619 nucleotides. RefSeq lists its product as uncharacterized. Bases 83 to 505 code for a protein of 140 amino acids. The transcript has 2 exons. The record is from RefSeq and is a predicted model, not a curated record. NCBI's taxonomy places the organism in Eukaryota, Metazoa, Arthropoda, Insecta, Coleoptera, Curculionidae.